AUGCUCCCCUUCUCCAGCACCAAAUUCUCUUUAGGACCUUCUGAAGCCACUCGCAAUGGUAGUCUGUCCCAGAAGGCCCUGAAAGAGAACACCUUCACUGAACCAGCCUGUGCCCAAGGCCCGACCACUGCCCCCCUGCCCGCACCCCAGCGACCACUGCCCCCUGCCAGCACCCCAGCGACCACUGCCCCCCUGCCCGCACCCCAGCGACCACUGCCCCCCUGCCCGCACCCCAGCGACCACUGCCCCCUGCCAGCACCCCAGCGACCACUGCCCCCCCUGCCCCCCCCAGCGACCACUGCCCCCCCUGCCCGCACCCCAGCGACCACUGCCCCCCUCCCCGCACCCCAGCGACCACUGCCCCCCCUGCCCGCACCCCAGCGACCACUGCCCCCCCUGCCCGCACCCCAGCGACCACUGCCCCCCCUGCCCGCACCCCAGCGACCACUGCCCCACCUGCCCGCACCCCAGCGACCACUGCCCCCCUGCCCGCACCCCAGCGACCACUGCCCCCCUGCCCGCACCCCAGCGACCACUGCACUACCGCCCGCACCCCAGCGACCACUGCACUACCGCCCGCACCCCUCCUGCCCGCACCCCCACCCCGUCCUCGCCCUCGCCAAGACGGUCCGGGUCCUGGCCGACAUCCUUCUGGGGACCCGCGCCCCCCACCGCGGGCCGUGCGGCCUCAGGACGCUGCCAGCCCCGCUCACACCUCAGCCCGCGGCCCGCUCACACCUCAGCCCGCUCACACCUCAGCCCGCUCACACCUCAGCCCACGGCCCGCUCACACCUCAGCCCGCUCACACCUCAGCCCGCUCACACCUCAGCCCGCUCACACCUCAGCCCACUCACACCUCAGCCCGCUCACACCUCAGCCCGCGGCCCGCUCACACCUCAGCCCACGGCCCGCUCACACCUCAGCCCACUCACACCUGCGUCGUCUCCACAGAGCCCCAGUCCAAACCGGCCCCCCGCGCCCCGCCGGCUCCCCCCACCGCCGGCCCCCGCCACCGCCGGCUCCCCGCGCCCCGCCGGCUCCCCCCACCGCCGGCCCCCGCCCCCGCCGGCCCCCCGCGCCCCGCCGGCUCCCCCCACCGCCGGCCCCCGCCCCCGCCGGCCCCCCGCGCCCCGCCGGCUCCCCCCACCGCCGGCCCCCGCCCCCGCCGGCCCCCCGCGCCCCGCCGGCUCCCCCCACCGCCGGCCCCCGCCACCGCCGGCCCCCGCCACCGCCGGCCCCCGCCACCGCCGGCCCCCGCCACCGCCGGCCCCCGCCACCGCCGGCCCCCGCCCCCGCCGGCCCCCGCCCCCGCCGGCCCCCGCCACCGCCGGCCCCCGCGCCCCUGUGGCCUCCGCGUCCCCCCAGCCCGCCGCCGUCGCCCCCGAAGUUCCGAACCAGACAAGAGCGAGAGCGAAGGUGGAAGAGCGCGCGGACGCCAGCCCGGGCGGCGUGACCCCAGGGCGCACGCGCGUGGCGGGAGGCAGGAGCAGGACGCGCACGCGCGGUGGUGUCCUCGCGCGGCCCUUUCUCUCGGGCCCGCCCCCUUCUUGCGCUUCCCCCGGAGGCGGCCGGAGCCCGAGCGGGGAAGUGUGGGGCGAGGUGGGUGGGGCUCCGCGCGGGAGCGCAGCCCUCAAAAGAAGGAGAGGGGCGGGGCGGCGGCGACGUCACCCGGCAGCCCUCCAAUCAGGGGCCGGCGCGGCCCCGCCUCCUCCCCGCGCGCUAUUGGCCGCGGCGGCCCGGGGGCGGGGCCUGCCGCGGGUCGGGGAGGGCCGGGGGCGGGAGGAGAGGAAGGCGCUGGCGGGCCGUGA
Molecule: messenger RNA, 1809 nt
Organism: Dipodomys spectabilis (banner-tailed kangaroo rat)
Lineage: Eukaryota; Metazoa; Chordata; Mammalia; Rodentia; Heteromyidae
Product: vegetative cell wall protein gp1-like
Exons: 2
Coding region: 1-1809 (602 amino acids)
Source: RefSeq, a predicted model, not a curated record